GGACAAAAACUGCUGCGUUCCAAAAAGAGACUGGUUUUCUACAUAGGUGCCCUAUAUUAGGCUCAGAUAUAGAGGCUUUUACACUUGAUACAGUGGACUACAUGAUUGAAUUGGGACUGGACCGGAGCGGCGCUUUUUAGUGGUUUACUAGAGCUACUGUUUAGAGUUGUUGACAUUCGGGUUUUUUUGGUUAUUAUAAGUGUUUUGGUUAAAACAUAGAAAUAGGAAUUUCACCUAAAUGUCGUUAGUAUUGAUCCGUGUAACCCUGUGGUUUGUGUAAAUUAUAAAAGCACUGCGAAUGAAAUGUUAGCAUUUAGUUAGCCAGCUAACAAGCUAACAAGCUAACUAAAGCUAGUAGAGUAAAAAAAAUGGAUUCGAGUGGCAAACCUUCCACAGGCCAGAUCUUGCUCUUGGCCACCAGUUCAGCCCUCACCGCUCUCCUCUACUCGGUGUUCAGGAAGAAGGCCAGCAGUGCUGUCAGAUUACAAGAAGCCAAGAAAAUAUCAUUAGAUCAACAUCUACAGAGCAUCCUGGCUGAAGCUCCAGGCAAAUGUAUACCAUACGCUGUUAUAGAAGGGGUUGUCCGGUCUGUUAAAGACGCCUUGAACAGUCAGUUUGUGGACAACUGCCGAGGCGUGAUCGCCAGACUGACACUAAAGGAGAAGAAGAUGGUGUGGAAUCGGACCACACAUAUCUGGAAUGACUAUGAAAAGGUCAUCCACCAGCGCACCAACACCGUACCAUUCGUCCUCGCGUCACACGAUGACACCAUCACAACCACCGUGAGCGUGAUCCGCCCCCUGGACGCUGAGCUGAACCUCGAGAAGACGUACGAGAACUUCCACCCAGCAACAAGCUCCUUCACUAGCAUCGUGGGUCACUUCCUGAGCGGCGAGCGGCCACAGGGCGUGACCGAGAUGGAGGAGAUGCUGAGGCUGGGCGCAAGCAUCACGGGCGUGGGCGAGCUGGUGAUGGACGGCGGUGUGGUGCGGCUGCAGCCACCCAAACAAGGAUUGCGUUACUUCCUGAGCAGCCUGGAUUAUGACACGCUGCUAGAGAGUCACACGAGAAGCGUGAGGUUAUGGAAAAUUCUAACAGCGCUCAUGGGACUGACAGCAUGUGCUACACUGAUGUACGUGCUGUGGAGGCGCUAUACCUGGCACAAGGAGAAGAAGAAGGCGCGUGAGAUGAUGGAGGAGCUUGAAGAGCAGAGGAGGAGGAGGACGGACGGGGAAGAGGAGGCAGUGCAGGUCGGAGCUUGUGUCGUGUGCCUGGGUCAACCGCGCUCGUGCGUUUUUCUCGAAUGUGGUCAUGUGUGCACGUGCUGGCAGUGUUACCGUGUGCUGCCCACGCCAAAGAAGUGCCCCAUGUGCAGGGCUACUAUAGACCGAGUGGUGCCUCUUUUCAACAGCUAAUCAAGUCUCAGAAGUAAAAA
Molecule: messenger RNA, 1435 nt
Organism: Tachysurus fulvidraco (yellow catfish)
Lineage: Eukaryota; Metazoa; Chordata; Actinopteri; Siluriformes; Bagridae
Gene: mul1
Product: mitochondrial E3 ubiquitin protein ligase 1b
Exons: 5
Coding region: 369-1415 (348 amino acids)
Biological process (GO): organelle organization; protein ubiquitination
Cellular component (GO): mitochondrion
Molecular function (GO): ubiquitin-protein transferase activity
Source: RefSeq, a predicted model, not a curated record